This is a messenger RNA of Penicillium cosmopolitanum, 1380 nucleotides long. RefSeq names its product pepsin-like aspartic protease. Gene Ontology annotation, molecular function: aspartic-type endopeptidase activity. Gene Ontology annotation, biological process: proteolysis. Bases 1 to 1380 code for a protein of 459 amino acids. The transcript has 4 exons. The record is from RefSeq and is a predicted model, not a curated record. Lineage: Eukaryota; Fungi; Ascomycota; Eurotiomycetes; Eurotiales; Aspergillaceae.
AUGCCAUCACCCUGCAAACAUGACCAACCCGCGGUUCUCGAACUCCCAAUUUCUCGCAGCGAACGGUCCCAAGCGCUACAGAAGCGCAGUUCCAAGGUCGCCAGAAAGUCUUUGUACAAUUUGCCAAACUUGUACUACAUGUUGAAUAUCACUGUUGGUUCACCGCCCCAAAGUCUAUCCCUCAGUGUCGACACCGGUAGCAGCGAUAUGUGGGUUAAUGUCCCAAAUUCCACCUACUGUGCCGGAGACGACGAUCCCAGCUCCUCAACCGGGUUAUUCGAUAUCAAAAACUCUUCAACUUUUAAGAUGCUGGAUUAUGACAUAAAUUCCACUUAUGUGGAUACAUUCUUGGCUGCGGGGCCCUAUGCGACCGAUACACUCCUGAUUGGAGGUGCAACGAUUGAGGAUAUGGAGUUCGUGGUGGCGGAGGAAAGCAUAAAUCCUAAUGGUAUUCUUGGAAUUGGAUAUGCGGGGGCUACCUAUGCUGCAGUCAACCUUCAAAAGGAAUACAACAACCUCCCGGAGGCUUUUGUCAAAAGCGGAGUCAUCAAAUCAGCUGCCUAUAGUCCGUGGCUGAACGAGUUUGAUGGCCCUGGAAAGCUUCUCUUCGGGGGUGUCAACAAAGCGAGAUAUCAAGGCGAGCUGCAGACUGUGCCUGUUUUGCAGCUAGAUGGUCGUUACCUAUAUAUGGCCAUUGCCUUGACAGAUAUCUCUGUGAAAAGCUCGAAAGGUAGCAAGAGUUAUUCGACAGGUCUUCCAUUGGCUGUCACCCUUGACAAUGGAAGCCACCCCAUCUACAAAGAGGUCGGUGGUGGUUAUUCAUCGACCGAUGGCUAUGGUUAUAUCCCUUGCAGUAUGGCCAAGGCAGAUUAUAAUGUUACUUUCAGCUUUUCGGGCGCCAUGGUUACGAUUCCCAUCAGUGAACUAGUUUUUGAAGAAUACACUGAGCCUGAUUUCGCCGAUGAUGACUGCAUCUUUGGUCUUGGGUACAGCGAAUCUGGGGUGAAUCUAAUGGGUGAACCAUUCUUGCGUGGGGCCUAUGUGGUCUACGAUCUUGCAAACAAUGAGAUUUCACUUGCGAAUGUAAAUUACGACGGGGGUGAAGACGAUAUCCACGAAAUCGGCACAGGGACAACUGCGGUUCUGGGGGCGACGUUGAUGCCCUCUCCGGUCACAUCGGCGACGGGCAAUGGCCCCAAUAAGACCGCCGGGUCAGUUGAGACAAUGGCAUAUGUCACUGCAACUGCCACUGCCACUGGCGCUGCCGAAAGUGGUGGUGCUACUAGCACCUCCUCCAAGGGACUAGCAGCGUCGGCCACGGGAAAAUCAAACCAUUUGCUCUCCGGAGUUUUGGGCGCUGGCUUGCUACUUGCAUUAUAG